GCGUUUCCAAGGAAGUAGACGAACUCUUUCUUCCGGAUUUGAAACGCAGGAAAGAGUUCCCACGUGUGGCUAACGAAAGGUUAAUGCUGAUCCAGAAUUUACAGAAAACAAAUGAAAAGAAACUCAAGGAUGCAAAAGCCAAGAAAUACAAGAUCAACAUCAGAUCUUUCCUAAAAAGGUGGUUGACAAGUGUGAUCCAAGAAAAGGGCCUUUAAAUCAAGAGAACAUGGCUGUCGAUGGGGCGGUCAAAGAGAAGAAGAAAAAGAAGAAGAAAAUAAAUGAAGAGGAAGUGGAAGCAAACAACCUCCUUCAGUAUGAAGGACACAAAAAUGAUGCAUCCGUCCAAACAUUUGUUAAAAGAGAAUCGUCGGAAAUAAACAUCGGUGACGGAGAUGUAAAUAAAGAUGCUCCUGAGAGGAAGAGAAAGAAAAAGAAGAAAAUGAAGGAAAGAAAGGAGGAAAUAAAGCAGAAUGUGGAAGGAGACAUCCUGUGGCAUGAUGCAUCGGUCCAGACUACCGUUAAAAAAGAACAAUCAGAAGUAAACAUCAAUAAACGUGAGAAACAGGAGGGGGAUGCGCCUGAAAAGAAGAAAAAGAAGAUAAAGAAGGAAGUAGAAUCACACCAGGAGGAAGUAGUUGAAAUGAACAUCAUUGAGGAUGAAGAAAAGAUGGAUGGAGAUCAUUUAGAGGAGUCCAAGGAGAAAAAAAGACGGAAAAAGUUGAAAACAAGUGUUGGAGAAGCUGAAGAGAAAAAGAAGAAAAAGGCUGUAGAGACCAUAGAAGAACAAAGGGUGAAUUUGGGACACUAUGAAGAGAUGAAGAGCAAGAAGAAGAAAAAGAAAAGGAAAACUGAGGAUGAUGUGUCUGAAAAAGUAAAAAACACUGAAUUAGAUGAUGGAAAGAUCAAGAAGAAAAGAAGAAAGAAUAAAGAAAUAAAUGUCAACACAGAAGAAACAGAUGCAUGUAAAGAGAAAGAACAACAGGAGAAAAAGAAGAAGAAAAAAGAAAAAAGUGCCAGCAAAAUGACGGAGGAAGAGAAGGUGAAAAGAAAGAAGAAAUCUUCAGCUCCAGCAGAAGAGUCGUCGGGUGAAAAGAAAAGAAAAAAGCUCAAAAAGAAAUUAGAAAGCUUGACUCGUGCUUCUGUGAAAGAGACGAAGGAUGCUGAUGAUGUCGUCGAGAUAGAGGAGGCACCUGUGGAAAAGAAAAGGAGUAAAAGAGACAGAAGUAAUAAGUCCAAAGACAAGGUUAAAAAGACAAAACUGAAAGAAGAGUAUCAGGACCCAUUAGAGGAGAGUGCAAAUGAUAAAAAGACCGAUGUUGUGUUCCUGUCGGAAAAGCGUGGAAAUUGUGACGAAGUUUCUAUAGACCAGGUCCGGCGUCUCGCCCUGCAGAGAGACAUUGAUCAGGAAUCACAGCCAAAGCCAGGUCUCGGCCAGUGGGGAACCGCCCAGUUUGAAAGCUCUGACAGACAGGCGAAGUUCCUGCGACUGCUGGGCGGGUUUAAAAAAAGCAGCCAGCCAAUUACAGGAAGCUCUGGAAGGGCCAGUAUGGCACUGGGGAAAGAGGCACAAAAGACUUUGCAGCAAGGCCUUCUUGGAGAGUUUGAGCGGGCUCAGAGCCGGAAUGUGGACUUCAGGAAUAAAGGAGCUGGAUUGGGAUUCACAGAGCCAUCCAAUAAGAAAUUUACCAUUGACGCCAAUGCACGGAAUGCUAUACGAUUUGAUGACUGAGACCGACUUUGGGGGGAUCUUUUAUAAAUGACUUAAUUAUAUAUAGAACUGUAAUUUUUUUUUGUCGUCACAUCUAAUGCAGCGAAAUUCAAUUUAAAGUAGGACCAUUGUCCACUGAAUUAAUUUUUGAAAUAGACAAAUUAAAUACCUGAAAUACCCAAGGUGGAUUUUAAUCAUGUAUGUGGUCAAGUAUGCCUGCAAAUGUCACUAAAGAAGGGUGAAUACAGACACUGGGGAUCAGAGUUUUCAUGGCAUUUAUACUGAAUUGAAUUUAAGGACCUAAAGGUCCGGUACCACGAAAUAAAACAAAUACAAAAUGUCUUA
Myxocyprinus asiaticus (Chinese sucker) is the source of this 2053-nucleotide messenger RNA. RefSeq names its product lysine-rich nucleolar protein 1 (gene knop1). NCBI's taxonomy places the organism in Eukaryota, Metazoa, Chordata, Actinopteri, Cypriniformes, Catostomidae. The record is from RefSeq and is a predicted model, not a curated record.